AUACCAGAUCCCGAACUUUCUUGCACAUUUCUUCGUCGGUGGCAUCCAGUGGGCGUCCAGACCUGGCUUCAUUUUCUAAAGACGUUCUACCGCGUUUGAAUUCCCCUACCCAGAAUUUAACCUGAACAUAAGAUGGUGCAGAAGAUCCAUACACAUCGCUGUGUAUUCCCUUGCCUGUUUUACCUUUUAAAUACAAGUACAGAAUUAUAGCAUGGUACUCAAGAUGUGUUGAAGACUAUGAUGGGUCUACAUGUAUUUACUACAGAGACAGUAUUUUCAAAUGAGAGAAUUCCGUGCAUUUUUUCGGUAUAUGAACUGAAGUAAUUUCUGCGCUACUACUGAGUGUAAUUUGUUCCAUACACAGAAGCGGAGAAAUCAAAGAAUACUAGUCUAGUAUCAGUGGCGGAUUUAAGGGGGCGCACUUAAAAUUUUCAAAAUCAAGGUAAAUCGUGGUCACUUGUUUAGAAAAACGUGAACGAUAAAAUUGAUUAAAAAUGGCAGAAAAUAAUAAAAAUGACUACUUAGGAGACAUAUUUCAAGCCCUAUAAAAUUGUUAAAUCCAGGAGCUUCAAGGUGGCCCCCAGACCCCCUGUCUCAUAAACUUGCGCCCCCCUUACCGCAUAUCCUGGAUCCGCCCCUGAGUAUGUAUAUCAAAUUUCGUUGUAUAAAAAAAUCAUUAUAAAAGAGAAUUAAAUAUAUCAAAACCUGUAAAUGACUGUUAGAAUUAAAUGCAUGAUAUGUCCGUGCUGGUCGUGUCGGUCUAUGAAUUUCAUUUACCGUCAUAUAUUCCGCCAUCGUCGAUCACUAUACACAGUUCUAAGUGACAAUUUAAAUCUCUGUUGUGAAAUCAAGGUCAUGUGAGGAUUCUUCCACUAAAUUUCCACGUGAUUCCUCUCGGAUAUUAAAACAAAUUACAGAACGAACCACAUCCAUUCAUUACAGAAAUCAACAUCGAAGACAAAAGGACACGAGGAACCCGGACAGCGCAAUGUCUCUUUCGCUCGCCUGUGCGCUCGUUGUAGUCGGAGUUAUCGCUACCUGCUUUUGUGAGCCGAUCAAUUUCAAAGAAUGCGAUGGAUCACCACACAUCAAAGAAGUGAACAUUACACCUUGUAACAAACAACCCUGUGUAUUUUAUCAUGGAAUGAAUGUCACGGUGUCGGUAACGUUCAAUGCAGUGAAAAACUCCGUUGGAUUAACGGCUGAAAUCUAUGGAAUUUUGGCUGGUGUUCCUAUAAAAUUCAACAUGCCAAACCCAGACGGAUGUCGAUCUAGCAAUAUCACGUGUCCGGUUAAGAGCGGAGAUGAGUAUACCUACAGCGGACUGUUCAAUGUGAUUCCAACGUAUCCAAACAUCCGCCUGACGGUGAAAUGGGAUUUAAAGGCUGAUGACAACAGUUACCUAUUUUGUUUUGUGUUUCCUAUGGAAAUCGACAGAUAACGUAUUUGACCAUUUUCUUAACGUAUAAAUACCAUGUGUGUUCUUAUGUCACAUUACAAUACAUUCAGCAUUGCA
Ostrea edulis (European flat oyster) is the source of this 1516-nucleotide messenger RNA. Its product is annotated as NPC intracellular cholesterol transporter 2-like. Gene Ontology annotation, molecular function: sterol binding. The coding region runs from base 989 to 1441 and encodes 150 amino acids. NCBI's taxonomy places the organism in Eukaryota, Metazoa, Mollusca, Bivalvia, Ostreida, Ostreidae. The transcript has 4 exons. The record is from RefSeq and is a predicted model, not a curated record. Gene Ontology annotation, biological process: intracellular cholesterol transport.